AUGUGUCGAACUGCUGAAGCCACUAAAAUUAAAGCACAUAAUUCAUUUCAGAAACUGACUCCCUUGCAUUGGGCUGUUGAUCGAGGCUUUUAUGACAUUGCGGUGGCUUUAAUCGAAUGUGGAGCCGACAUCAAUGCUCAGGACAAGGAUAAACAAACGCCACUUCACUAUGCCUGUUUUUGCCAGCACCGCGACAUGGCCCAGCUCCUGCUGGAUCGAGGCGCCGACAAAUAUGUUGCGGACGCCAAUGGCGAGUACCCUUCCACGGACUUCCUCCAAUUUGCGUCUUAA
Molecule: messenger RNA, 291 nt
Organism: Echinococcus granulosus
Lineage: Eukaryota; Metazoa; Platyhelminthes; Cestoda; Cyclophyllidea; Taeniidae
Product: Acyl-CoA-binding domain-containing protein
Exons: 2
Coding region: 1-291 (96 amino acids)
Molecular function (GO): fatty-acyl-CoA binding; protein binding
Source: RefSeq, a predicted model, not a curated record